GCUUAAACCACGUGACAACUUGGCGGGUCUUGCCGUUUGAAUUUGUUUGUCAAAUGUUGUAGUCUGUUGGUAUUUUCAAGCUCUAUCUGUCAUGAACUAAGAUGCAAAGCAAAUGGUAUCGACUAAACGAAGAGCAAGAUCCUCUUCUUUCACAACACUUAAUAUCAGACAGUGAAUCAGAUGAUUCUGUUUCUGAUCAUUCUAGAAGAUACGAAAUUGUUUCACGACACAAAUUAUCCGGGAUUUCUACAGACAGGCAAAGGGGCGUGGUGACAUUUGAAAGAGAAAGUAGCAAGUCAUCCUCGACUGUUGGAACGACGGAUAACGAGAUGCAAAGCAGCAGACUAAAUCGACAUCCGGACACAAAGACAUCACAUGCUUCUAGCUCUGCUACCAGUCUUGAUGAGUUGUGGAGGAGAUUUAUUGGACUGCAGAUUAUUGCGUUGGAACAAGCUCAAAUGAAUAAAACUGAUAGUUCUCAUCGCCAGGUUAUCAACAGUCAUCGUAAUCAGCUAGAUGUAAGAAACAAAAGCAGCACAAUUCCGUCACACAAUAAGCAAUCAGCAAUGUUAACAUUGACAUACAAACAUGACAAUAAAGUUGCAAUUGAAAGAAACGUAACGCCAUCACAUGUUGCUGUGAGCAAAGAGGGAAAUCCAGUGGCAUUUGAUAUCUCACCAGGUAUUUCUCAUCAUUCAACCAGACCAAGUCGGAGUGUAUCAUCUUUACAACCAGUCACUUUGCAGGAAGCUCUACUGCAUCACAAGCCAAUGUUCGCUUCUCAAGUUAACAAGAGACAGAAGUUAGUUCGAGAAAAGAGAAUGAGGGUCGUUCAAAACAAACAGUUUGUUGCAAGAGAAACUAAUAAGCCAGUUGAAUGCUGGUCCUUUGCAGAAAGACAUUAUAGACCACAACAAAGGCACAUAGAUGCCAAACAAGCCAUCCAACACACACGAAAAUUAUAUCAGCAGCUUCCUGAAGUUAAAGCCAAGCAGCUGGCUGCAAAGCAACGUGCACAACAGCAAACCAACCGUCUCAGAGCUGCCCUUUAUGGCCAGCAAGUGCGGCAAAGAUUACUAAAAUCAGCCAGAUGACACCCAACAACAGAACAAGAAAUGGACAGGCUUAGCAACUCAGACUGCUUUAUUGCUCCAAUGUCUUGCUUAAUAGUACGUAGAUAACUCAUCUUGUUCAC
Messenger RNA from Corticium candelabrum, 1195 nucleotides. RefSeq lists its product as uncharacterized. The record is from RefSeq and is a predicted model, not a curated record. The transcript is spliced from 4 exons. NCBI's taxonomy places the organism in Eukaryota, Metazoa, Porifera, Homoscleromorpha, Homosclerophorida, Plakinidae. Bases 102 to 1094 code for a protein of 330 amino acids. Gene Ontology annotation, molecular function: microtubule binding.